Magallana angulata is the source of this 2955-nucleotide messenger RNA. RefSeq names its product PAX3- and PAX7-binding protein 1-like. Gene Ontology annotation, molecular function: DNA binding. The coding region runs from base 36 to 2543 and encodes 835 amino acids. Gene Ontology annotation, biological process: mRNA splicing, via spliceosome; spliceosomal complex disassembly. The record is from RefSeq and is a predicted model, not a curated record. Gene Ontology annotation, cellular component: nucleus; U2-type post-mRNA release spliceosomal complex. The transcript has 19 exons. NCBI's taxonomy places the organism in Eukaryota, Metazoa, Mollusca, Bivalvia, Ostreida, Ostreidae.
CUUUCCUGAUUACAUCGGGAUCAUAGGAGAAAAACAUGUCGACCUCUUUCAAGAAACCUCGACGUAAUUUUCGCCAGAAAAUUACGAUCGACAGUGAAUCUGAUGACGAAACGAAGGAAGAUUUUGAGAACGUAAACAAUGAAAAUGAAAACAGUCCACAAAUGGUCAGUAGUGAGCAAACAAAGAAGUCCAAGAAAAAGAAGAAAGAAAAGGAUGCUCUUGGAAUGCAUCGUAGCAGCAGCGUUCUUAGCUUCAAUGAAGAUGAAGAAGGUGAAGCUUUGAAAAUCAAGAAGUCAAGCCAUAGUAAGCGAAUAGCCAAACAACUGAAAAUGGCCUCAAAGUUAGCUAAAGAGGAGGAAGAAAGAGUACAGAAAAGCUACCAGUCCCCACCUCGUAAAGCAUCCCCAGUCCACAGAGAGGAAUCAUUGGAGGACAGGGAUGAAGAAAUAAGGAGGCUUCGUGAAGAGUUCCAGACAAUGAAUGGAGAUGACUUGGAGGAGAAUGAGAGUGAGGAAGAGACUGAAGGUGGCAAUCAGCUCAAGAAGAUGAUCAAAAAGGGAGAGAUCCCAGAUGCAACGAUGAUCCACAUGAUUAGAAAGAAAAGACAACAAGCGAGAGAUUACGGAGAUUUCAUUCCACUAGAUGACACGGAGAGGGUGGAGAAUAGUAAAUCACGCCUUGUCAGGGAUGAUGACAAUGAUAAAUCAGAUGACGAUGAGAAUGAGAGGAUAGACUUUUCUGUAAACACUCAGGCCAGAGACAGAAUAAAAAUUCAGAAUGAAUUCUUGGCUGCUGAGCAUGGGUCAGAAAAUGAGGACAGUGAUCAGGAGAGAGAGUGGGAGGAGCAACAGAUUAAGAAAGGGGUCAGCCUAGGAUCAGAGCAGCCAGACGGAGGGUCAUCAGCAGCAGCACCCACCUCCAUUGACCAGUACAACGGAUUCCAGGACACCACCGUCCUAGAGAAGAAGACGUUCACCGCCUUCCCCAGUCUCACCCAGACUGGAGGCUCCACCGUUAUAAAUAUGGAGCUCAUUCGAAAACGACUCCAAGACAGAUUGAAUUCUAUGGAUGAAGUUCAUCGUAGCCACACUCGAGACCGAGACUCUUUAGUCAGUGAUAUCGAUGACACUGAGAAAAGCAUUGAAACCUGUCAAGAGAAAGUGGCAGGCUUGGAAGCGCGUUACCGCUUCUUCCAAGAAAUGAGGGGGUAUGUGAGAGACUUGGUUGAUUGUCUCAGCGAGAAGGUUCCUGAUAUCAACAGCUUGGAGCAGAGAAUGACCAACCUCUGGAAGACUCAGGCACGUAAAUUUCUGUCUCGUCGACAGCAGGACGUCCGAGACCAAUGUCAGGAGUACAUGACAAGUACUGCAAAUGUAGACCUGACUUCACCCGAAGCUGUCGAGAAACAGAGACGGACAGCUGAGAGGGAAGCUCGCAGAUCUCGCAGAAGACGAGCACGAGAAAUGAAAGACAUUGUGGGACACCAUGAUGGCUUGUCAUCAGACGACGAAGAAAAUCAAUCAGAAAUAGCAAAAUAUAACGUGGAAAAAGAGUCGAUACUGUCGGGCCAGGAGCGGGUGUUUGAGGAUGUGGUGGAGGAUUUUAGUGAGGUGGACAGUGUACGUGAACGCUUCGAGGACUGGAAACAGACCUACAAGGACACGUACCAGGACGCAUACAUCGGGCUCUGUCUGCCCAAACUCCUCAAUCCCUACAUACGACUCAGUCUCAUCAACUGGAAUCCACUGGAGGCUGAUUGUAUGGAUUUUGAAGACACAAAAUGGUUUGAUACUCUCGUAUUUUAUGGCUUCAAACUGCAAGAGACGAUAGCCAAAGAUGACGACGACAUUCGACUACUCCCAUCUAUUGUAGAAAAAGUUGUAUUACCAAAGUUAUCUGUUAUAGCUGAGUCGGUGUGGGACCCUUUAUCUACCACCCAGACCUCCAGACUAGUUAAUGUCAUCUCCAAACUGGGCCGAGACUACCCCUGUAUCCAGGCCAACAAUAAGGCCACACAGCAUUUGCUUAAUGUUAUUGUGAGAAGAAUAAGGACAACACUUGAAGAUGAUGUCUUUAUGCCUCUUUAUCCCAAGUCGGUAUUGGAGAACAGAUCCUCUAAUGCUUCAGUGUUUUUCCAUAGACAGCUCUGGGUCUGCAUAAAGUUACUAGGGAACAUCCUGAGUUGGCAUGGUAUUUUGUCCAAUCAAAUGCUGCGUAGUUUGUCACUAGAUGGAUUACUCAACAGAUAUAUCAUCCUAGGUCUUUGUAAUUCUGGUGUAAACAAAGAAACCAUACAGAAAUGUCAAUCAAUCAUCUCCACAUUCCCCAAGGAGUGGUUUGAGGAUCUUGAGGAGGACAAGACGAUGCCCCAGCUAGAGAAUCUGGGUCGGUUCCUGGUGUCAGUGGCCCGUACACUGUACAGUGAGGGUCAGCAGAACAAAAGGGACUUCGACAAGAAGGACUCCAGGGAUUUCAUCAAACAGAUCAGUAAGAUGCUGGUCAACAUUCACGCAAUGGAGUACGCCGUCAAUUUACCGAUGUGAGCUGUAAAUCAGACUGAAGUGAGGAUAAAUCUACAGAUCAAACAAACUCAACAAACUCAACAGGCACACUGAGUGAGGUCUCUGUGUCUUGAGUCUCCUCUAUCCCUCCAAGGCUACAUACAGAUUUCUCAAGUUCUUGUUGACUUGUUAAAACAUCUGCAGAACACACUGUUAUCAGGCUUAGCAUCAGCUUAAGGAGAACCAGAGCUUUUAUUGUCAGCUUGAAAGAUUUGAUCCAAGAACUACAAAGUCAUUACACAAGGCCUCGUUAUAAGUGACUGAUUCGAUGUGUAUGAUUUGUGCUUUUACUGGAUGUAUUAGCGAUGUUUUCAAGUUAAACAAAAAUAUGUUUUGUUUUAUGACCAAGUCAUUGUUUUGCAUCAUUUCAACAUUAAAAAAGAUGAUUGUUUGA